Messenger RNA from Closterium sp. Naga37s-1, 759 nucleotides. The record is from the annotation of a GenBank genome assembly. Lineage: Eukaryota; Viridiplantae; Streptophyta; Zygnematophyceae; Desmidiales; Closteriaceae.
AUGAUCUUGGCUUGCCUCACGGCAAGGAGGGUGGGAUUGUUGGCGUUGGAGACUAAUCGUCUGAAGAAACAUCUCAUGCUGCGUGCUGCGGAUCUUCCUAUGGGCAUCGAGACCUUCUUUGCUCACGAGAAGCUGCUGAAGCACUGGGAAGGGAAAAGUGCUCGCUGGAAGGUGGCGUGCGAGAAUUUCAUGCGAUCACCGCUAGGGGUUCUCCCUGUGGCGAAUACCAGAGAAGCUGUGGAAGGGGAGCGGAUUGUAUUCAAUAGGCGUCUUCUAAUCAACGGAACCACACCGGUAGGGGGACAGCGUGACGCAAAGCCAUUGUGGGAGAAACGCCUUGGUGACCUGAUCGUGACUGGUGACAAUGUUGCUCCUGAGCUGAAGGAUACAGCCACCCUGGAACGGGAACUUGGGGGGAAGGGAGCCGCGAGGUUGGCGAGGAAAGCGUUUGAUGCUGCGCCUCAGGAGUGGAAGGCGCUGUUGCUCAGUGCUCCCCCUCUGUCACCCGGCUCAGCGGGGGGCAGGCGGGUCUUCAGCUCCGCAGGGCGCAAGCUCACCGAUUUCCCCAUCUUUGACAAUGGGGGAAUUGCGCCCCUGAAGCGGUUAAAGCUGCUCUGGAGGGAGGGGCAGAAGCCAUCAACGAAGCAGCAACUGUGGCAGGGCAGGUGGAAUGGGUAUAUCAACUGGAAAAGGACUAUUGCCAUCCGGGACUCUUUAGCUACUCCAAUAAACCGACCUGCCCGUACUGUGGUGGUGUAG